AUGUGGAAAGUCAUCGAGAAACAAACCUACACUACUACUACUACUACUACUACUACUACUACUACUACUACUACUACUACUACUACUACUACUACUACUACUACUACUACUACUACUACUACUACUACUACUACUACUACUACUACUACUACUACUACUACUACUACUACUACUACUACUACUACUACUACUACUACUACUACUACUACUACUACUACUACUACUACUACUACUACUACUACUACUACUACUACUACUACUACUACUACUACUACUACUACUACUACUACUACUACUACUACUACUACUACUACUACUACUACUACUACUACUACUACUACUACUACUACUACUACUACUACUACUACUACUACUACUACUACUACUACUACUACUACUACUACUACUACUACUACUACUACUACUACUACUACUACUACUACUACUACUACUACUACUACUACUACUACUACUACUACUACUACUACUACUACUACUACUACUACUACUACUACUACUACUACUACUACUACUACUGCUACUACUACUACUACUACUAAAACAACUGUGAAUAAGUAA
Molecule: messenger RNA, 579 nt
Organism: Schistosoma guineensis
Lineage: Eukaryota; Metazoa; Platyhelminthes; Trematoda; Strigeidida; Schistosomatidae
Source: the annotation of a GenBank genome assembly